AUGGGGUCCGUGCGCACUUCAUGCCUGGUAUCGUACCACUACGUUUCCUUCUUUACUAACACAACCACACAGAUACAGUGGUCCAUCUUCAUGAAAAAUAUUGGCAAUGACAACCGUGUAUCACCGGUGGAAGUCUUGUAUGCUGCCCUACCGACAUUCCUCUAUUUCAACAGUUCUUUUGUUUGGCCACUCCUCCGACCGCUUCUCGACUCACAAGUGGCCCUUGAGCAUACCCUAUCUUAUGCAGUGCGGGACGUCGAGACCAGAAACAUAUUAAUUAUGCUCUCGGUCUACUUGAGCUGGUUGCAAGCACAUGGUGAGGAAGAAGGGUCACUUGUUCCUUCCUGGAUAUAUCAUAAUUCCGAUCUCAUUAUGUAUUGGGCAUACUACUUGAACGAUGAAAGCGUCACAUUCACAAACCAAAUGUCUGCAGACUUGCAAACCGAGGCUAACAUGACGAAUCUUGCCCUAAAAGGCAUUGUUGCUUUCGGGGCCGCAUCAAAUAUUCUCUCGCAGGUUACGGACUACGUUAUCCCUCUGAAUGCGGUGACGGAGAUGGCCUCCCAAUGGGACUCCCUCGUAACAUCAGACAAUCAGUCGUGGAUCCCAUUCUGUUAUGGCUGUCUACCAUCUUGGGCUUUAAUGUACAAUUUAUAUGCCGACGUUCUUCUUGGAACUGAACUAAUCAACUCUAUGACCGCCUUUUACGCAAACCUACUCCUAAACAACACAGAAACAUGGCUGGCAUUUACUGCUGCGACUGCAACCAAUUCGACUGUACGAGAUGCGCUGAUAUCCAGAAUAUGGGAGCAUGCUUCCUAUAAUCAGACGCAGUGCAUAUUCCCGACACUGUACGAGGUCAACCGCAUAGGUAUCACGUGUAACGGAUCAGCAAACACGCUUGGAAUUUCCAUGCCAGACUAUGGGGCCGUAUCCCAACAUAGUGAGGAUCCCACUCGAAGUUCGAGUCACGUAUCUGCAAUCGUCGGCGGUGUUCUGGGAGGUAUCAUCGGUACCGUAAGCCUCAUUCUGGCCAUGCGCUGGAGUAGAAGAACGUUCCACUGGCGCAAUGGCCGACUACAUCGAAACGUCGCUCGCGGCACGAUUGAAGCCGUGCCAUACACAUAUGCACGAGGUAAUGACCUUCCAGCUCUCUCCGGCGUCAUCACAGAGAAGAAGCAACGCGAAAUUCUUCAAGAACGCGCAGAUCACGAGGCCAGGACAGCAGCUUCGGGUAUUCCCAAUGACGCAGUUCCCGCAGGUGUUUCUAACCAAUCCGAUCGAGAUCUAGUAGAAGACGUUGAGGGCUUGCGCGGAGAGUUGGCGGAGCUUCGCAGAUUGGUUCAUGCGACCACUCCAGGAGCUUUAGAGGCACCUCCCAAUCUUCCCAGCAGUGUUAGAUACAUAGCCCACCGAUUCCUCGUCGGGGGUUUGACACAGGGUACCUGGGUACACCCUGCGCAAGGGCGACACGGCCGCAGCGAUCCUACGAAGACGGUCCGUCCUCACCGAAAUGUUCCAGAAAUAUUCCGACUCUCAGCUGCUCCGCCGGAGGACAUCUCGAACGCGUUCGUCAACGCGAACGCUCACAUUGGGGGCAUCGAUGUCGUGUUUGAUAAUACGGAGAUAGUGGCGCUCGGAGAGUUGCAAGGGACGCCUGGCGACCUUGCCCAAACGCUAUUUGUGCUCGAGCUUCUAGGGCGGCCACAGGGAGUUGGUCAGGUUCUUCUAGGGAGAGCAGGUCUGGAGGAGAUGUCCUGCUCCAGCACUCGUCACUACUGA
This is a messenger RNA of Postia placenta MAD-698-R-SB12, 1782 nucleotides long. RefSeq lists its product as hypothetical. The record is from RefSeq and is a predicted model, not a curated record. The coding region runs from base 1 to 1782 and encodes 593 amino acids. NCBI's taxonomy places the organism in Eukaryota, Fungi, Basidiomycota, Agaricomycetes, Polyporales, Adustoporiaceae. The transcript is spliced from 12 exons.